Molecule: messenger RNA, 704 nt
Organism: Populus euphratica (Euphrates poplar)
Lineage: Eukaryota; Viridiplantae; Streptophyta; Magnoliopsida; Malpighiales; Salicaceae
Product: glutaredoxin-C1-like
Exons: 4
Coding region: 28-390 (120 amino acids)
Biological process (GO): cellular response to oxidative stress
Cellular component (GO): cytoplasm
Molecular function (GO): glutathione disulfide oxidoreductase activity
Source: RefSeq, a predicted model, not a curated record
AGAUAAGCAAAAGAGAGAGUGGUUUCGAUGCUACUUUCUUCAAUCGAGAUGAGCAAACAGGCUGCGCUUAAAAAGGCCAAGGAGCUUGCUUCCUCUGCUCCUGUCGUUGUUUUCAGCAAAACCUAUUGCGGUUAUUGUAAUAGGGUGAAGCAGUUGCUGACACAGGUGGGAGCAACUUACAAGGUCAUUGAACUGGAUGAGCUAAGUGGUGGAUACGAACUUCAAUCAGUACUAGGCCACUGGACUGGGCAAAGUACAGUACCUAAUGUGUUCAUUGAAGGGAAACACAUUGGUGGUUGUGACUCUGUCCUGGAGAAGCACAAAAACAACCAACUCUUGCCACUUCUCAAUGAUGCUGGUGCUGUUGCUAUCAACUCUGCCCAGCUUUGAUUAAACAUCUGUGAGACUAGAUGAAUCUUGUGCUAAAAGAUGGAAAAACGUUUCCCACAUUACCAAUGUACCUCAAUUCCAAUCGGGGACGAAACUAAAUAGAGUGUAGCAUCAAUAAUGUUAGUAUUUAAUAUGGGGUGAUGCUUUUGUCUUGUUGUGGCUUUUGUCUUGCUGUGUUUUGAUUUCUGCUGCUUCUGGAUUUGUGGUUCCUCCUGGAUCAAAACAGAAAAUAAAAUUUACUUUUUGGUGGUGCUGUGGAUGGUGGCAUCAGACAAAAAUCUAUCGUGCAAUGAUAUUUAGAUGAAUAUUCCCGA